Magallana angulata is the source of this 2046-nucleotide messenger RNA. Its product is annotated as protein yippee-like 5. The coding region runs from base 175 to 537 and encodes 120 amino acids. The record is from RefSeq and is a predicted model, not a curated record. Lineage: Eukaryota; Metazoa; Mollusca; Bivalvia; Ostreida; Ostreidae. The transcript has 3 exons.
GAGGAUGCUCUCUAUUUUGAACACGUGACUGCAACGUAGAAAAUAAUGUAAUGUUUUCAUUUCAGACAGCUGACACUGAAGACAACAGAAGGAGAAAUCAUUUCUGAAAAGAGAAUAUCGAAGAUCUUACUUCUUGUUUCAUCAGCAUCAGAUCGAUAGAGAAAUCGGAAGAAGAUGGGACGAAUUUUUCUGCGACACAUUGGAGGGACCAGACUGUUCUCUUGUGCCAGUUGUGACACGCCUCUCACAAACAGAGCCGAAUUGAUUUCAACCAGAUUCACAGGUGCCACAGGCCGAGCCUUCCUCUUCAAUAAAGUGGUCAACUUGAACUACAGUGAGGUACAGGACCGCGUCAUGUUGACAGGACGACACAUGGUUCGCGACGUCUCCUGCAAGAACUGUGACGCAAAACUUGGCUGGGUGUACGAGUUUGCCACGGAGGAUAACCAGAGAUACAAGGAGGGACGGGUCAUUCUGGAGAGAGCCCUGGUGACAGAGAGUGAAGGCAUUGAGGAGCACAUCAGCCAUGAUGGAUGAAAAACAAUGGGGAAUAACUGUUGCCUUAAAAAUGUAUAUACAAAAGCUGUGUGUAUGUUUUGAUGACAAUGACUCACAUAUCUUGGGUAUGUCUGUAAGUCCAGACAAGAAGUUUGUGCAAGUCUUAAGACAGGAAAUUUGUUCCUGUGAAGUUUGUUUAAACUGGCGUUAGCCACGGGGGAAUUAUGACUGUAACAUUACUGUACUUUGGAUGCAUGCAUGUAUGUGUGAAUAUCUAUGGUAGUAUCGAUAUGACUGAUAAGAGUUCAAUAUACGUUGCCAUGGCAAAUUAUAUGAAACUGUACAAAUGUUACACAAGUAUUUAUGUAAUUUGUAAGGUACUGGAAUUUUUCAGGUUUGAAAAGAAUGAAAAUGCGAAGAAUGACAACUCUUGUAAGCUUGCAUUUGCUGAAAAAUAAUCAUGCAAGGCUAUUGAAAGAUUGUCUACUUUUUUUCUCUUGAGAGAAAUUGAAGGGACAGUUUUUUCUCCAUACGAAAUUAAUGACUGUAUGAAGUUAGCGGAUGUUGAAAUAAUUGUACAUGUAUUGUUUUAGGUUCUUUGCCUCUCUCUCUCUCUCUCUCUCUCUCUCUCUCUCUCUCUCUCUCUCUCUCUCUCUCUCUCUUCGGAUGAAAUAUUGUUAACCAUCUUAAGUCAGUAGUGGCAUAGAUUUCAGCCACAAAGUUUUGCUGCUACCUGGUAAGUAUCAAAACACCAGGAACUUUCUUUGUUUUAGAAUUAAAAUUUACACAAUCUAGAUUUUAAUUAAAUAUAGUGUGGGUAAUAUGGAAAAAAAUUGGUGCAAAUAAUAUUUUACUAAAAUUCUGUCACUAAAAUAUUGGACCUGCUUGUUUUCAGCAAUGUAGGAUGCUAUAUAUAUAUAGUUAUUUUAAAAUUGAGUUUGAGGUAGUAGGAAAUCUUAAACUCUGAGAUUUGAACCCAGUGAAUGCCGCAUAUCAUGAAGAAUUGUUGUUGCUAAUUGUUUCAGUGAAUCAACAGAGGCAGAUACAAAUUUAAAGUUUACAAUGUAGUGUAUUUUCCUAGAUACAUUAGAAUAAUAUUUAAAAUCUUUGAAUAUAGUAAGGAAAAAGAUGUGAUGUAUAUUAUUGUCUGUAUUUAUUUGUUCUACACUUUAUAAUUAUUAUCUGUUUUUGCAUUUUACUGACAGCUAGCUGGAACACGUAAGCUUCAAAAUAUAUUUUUGAAAUGAGUAGAAAUAGAUAUAUAUAACAGUUAACAAAAGCAGGUGGUAUUGCAGCAUUACUUUGAUUUUCUAGCUUGGUACAAUUUAUAGGAGAUUGAUCUUAUUACCUGGAUGACUUUCCACAAAAUCGUUGACAUAUUAAAUUAUGUGCUUUGUCUCAUCCAACAAAUGGAAUUGAUUUUCUCAUUAUGCAAAUUUUCUUCAGCUGUGAUUGCAGUUAUGCUGCGUGAAGAAAACAUGUUAUAAUAUAAUAGAAGAUGUAUACCAUGUACAAAAUUGUGAAAAUUAAAUCUUAUCUAGAUAUUAA